GACGAAAUUGACGCUGCAACGAACAUCUGUCCUCGCCGUUCUCCAGAAAGAACAGGCCUUGUUCUUUUGGUCUCGUCUUGUGUGGAGAGGAGCCCGCUUUUCCUGCACACCUCUAAGAGAAGGAACAAAACCGUGCGCUGGCCUCCGUUCUUUGCGCGUUUUCAGUGGAGAAAACACCCCGUAGAUGCAAACGCCACGGAUCCAGCUGUGUCUUUUCUCACCUUCAUUCUAUUUCUAGGAAUUUACCACACCUUUUUCCGUGUUUCAGUGACUUUACGAAGCUUCGUGGGUGUUUCACCCCGGGAUCCGACACAGGACACCGCUUGCAACGGAUCCUUCGCGUCUAUCUCUCGCCUGUUGCUUGUCGCUGCUCCCGCUAACUUGGCACGCUUCUCUGUCGGGUGCUGAUGAUAUACUGGGGGAUGAGAAUCGGCAUCAGCUGAAAAGGAUUUUCGUUCGAGUUCUGUGUCUUUUCUCCACUUCGUUUCUUCGCUGCUGGACCACGCAAAGUCCACAUAAGUGCACGUAUUGGACCGGUUGAAAUGCCCGGCUUAACAGUUGGGCAUCUGUACGUGAAAACGCUCUGUGCGCGUGACAACACCGACGAACAUCUGAAGUGUUUGAACGUCUGAUGACUGAUAAUUCUGGAGUGAACGCGCUCCUCUGAGAUCUCUGGAGAAAACUUCCCUUGCGUUUGUCGAUCUAGAUCCAACCUCUGGGGAACGACACACCUCGUUUUUGUUUUUCUUUCUUCGAAAAAUCAGUGUGCCCUCCAUGUGCAGGUGCCUUUGUUUCUCUCCUGCUACCUUCAGCCUCUCCUACAUUGUGUCCCUGUCUUUCUUCUGCCUCGUCCACCAAGAGGUUUCCCUGCGUUUUGUUCUCCAUCCCCGUCCACUCGCUGUCGCCACAAUUGCCUUACAAACACACUUUCCUUUGGGUUUGAAAAGCGCGCCUCGCUCAUUUUCAGUCUAGAUUCACACAACGGCUCCCGACUCCGCGACGUUCCUUCCCAAGCCCAUUUUCUGUCGCCGUCGUUCCCCCGAUAUCACCGCACGCGUCUACCUUCCACAGAACUUCUUUGUGUUCUCACGUCUGAACGCGGAUCUGACUUUUCUUCCAGACGCGACGGAGAAUCCAGUGACAUCUCUAGCUCGACGCAGCCGCUUUUGCUUUCUCACUCGCGACAAUGACUGCUUACGGAAAAGUCGACUACUGGGAUGAGCGAUACAAAAGGGACGUCGAGCCCUUCGACUGGUUCCAGAGAUAUGCAGGAUUGAAGCCGAUUCUCUUAGAGGCUGGCCUCCAGGCCUCCUCGAGAAUCCUUGUUCUUGGCUGCGGAACCUCCCGCGUCAGCGAGGAGAUGUACGCAGACGGCUACCGGAAGAUCGUGAAUGUCGACUACUCGAAUGUGUGCAUCAGCCACAUGCAGCGAAGAUGCGCUGACAAGGAAGAAAUGACAUUUCUCCACAUGAACGCGCUGGACAUGAAGCAACUCGACGACGGUGAUUUCGACCUCGUUUUCGACAAAGGCACCAUGGACUGCGUUCUCUGCGGAGACAAUUCCUUCGACAACGUCCAGAAGAUGCUCCGGGAAGUCAGUCGCAUUCUGGCCCCCGGCGGAGUGUACAUCGUGGUCUCUUACGGCCAACCCAACUUUCGGCUGUCGCAUCUGCAGAGGGAAGAAUACGGCUGGUCUGUGACGAUGAAGACGAUUCAAAAGCCAAGCAUCAACGUGCAGGCUCCAAUUGACGAAAAGGACAACGUUCACUACGUGUACAUCUGCAAGAAGGCAGCGAGCGAAGCGGCGCAAGCCCCUGCACAGGUGUCCUCGGAUGCCGCCAAAGGUGCCCCGACGAACUGAACGGGUGUGUGGAGACUGGGGAAAGUGGGCCGCAUAUAAGCCGAAAGCAACACAUAGAGUCGUCUGUGGAAGAGACUGUUCGUCCACGUGGAUUCGCGCGAGGUGGUUUUCGCGGCGGAACGUAGUGUCGAGCAUUUUAAAUUGGGUAGACUUCGACUCUGUUCUGCGCUCCUGAAGCAAAUGUAGUGUUUGAGUGGGGCGGUCCUGCGCCAGGCACACGACAAAAGUCCGUUUAACAGUCUGUUUGCUGCCGUAGUCACAGAUUGCUCUCAAACACGCAGACAUAAUGUGUGAGUGUACACUACAGAAGUGCACACACACACCUAUGUGCAGUUGUAUAGAAUAGGCAUGUACGCAUAGGUGUACACAUCAGAAAAACCUUGCCCGAGGCGGCGCUGUCCAGAAAGACAGACAGGAUGCAGAAAAGGUCAGGCGGUGGUAACAAUUAUCUAGUAUCCUCUCUUGUCUCAAGCGAACUUUUGAUUCGUUUCCUGUUGAGACCCAAACAAGGCGAGUACGGAAAUGUGCGCGUUUCUGAAAGAACGGGAACCGGCGGUCAUCGCGUGCGUCCGGUUUUUUGAGAUUUCGCGAAAUGUGCCAGGCAAACAGAGCUAGCCCGUGAAGCCGUUGUUGGAACUUUAAACUGUCAACUUGCUGUCGAGUGCGCAUUGUGUGAGCAUCGAUACUUCCUAGCUGGAACGGAACGCUAUCGCGUACGGCAUGCCGGGAC
Messenger RNA from Toxoplasma gondii ME49, 2591 nucleotides. RefSeq names its product methyltransferase, putative. The transcript is spliced from 9 exons. The record is from RefSeq and is a predicted model, not a curated record. Lineage: Eukaryota; Apicomplexa; Conoidasida; Eucoccidiorida; Sarcocystidae. The coding region runs from base 1187 to 1861 and encodes 224 amino acids.